AUGGCAAACCAUCUUCAAGAACCCUUAAGUACUUCGCCUAAACCAAGUUUAACCAAAGAAGAACAGCAAUUGGAAGAAGAAACUGUGAGCUUGCAAGCACAGAGUCUCGUGAACACAAUGGCCUUCCCCAUGGUUCUCAAAGCCGCCUUGGAGCUUGGCGUCAUCGACACAAUCUCAGCCGUAGAUGAAGGCGUGUGGCUUUCACCUUCUGAGAUUGUGCUUCGUCUCCCAAUCAAACCCACCAACCUGGAGGCACCGGUUUUGCUGGACCGGAUGCUGAUUUUACUAGCUAGCCACUCGAUCUUGAAGUACCGGAUGCAUGAAACCAGAAAGACCGAGAGGGAAUAUGCAGCUGAACCGGUUUGCAAGUUUUUCUUGAACCGUGGAGACGGAUCCGGUUCUCUCGCGUCUCUAUUCUUGAUAAACCUAAGCGAAGUCUAUUUCAAGACAUGGACAAAUCUCAAAGAUGUGAUAUUAGAAGGAAAUGAUGCAUUCAGCGCUGCUCAUGGCAUGAAACUUUUCGAUUACAUUGGCUCGAACAAACCAUUCGGUGAGAUGUUUAGCAAGUCAAUGUCAGAAGCUUCCACAUUGACAAUGAAGAAGGUUUUAGAAGCUUACAAAGGAUUCAAAGAUGUAAACACUUUGGUAGAUGUUGGUGGAGGAAUUGGAACAGUUUUAGGUCUCGUGACUUCCAAGUAUCCUCAUAUAAAAGGCAUCAAUUUCGAUCUACCCUCGGUUGUAGCAUAUGCUCCUCUUUAUCCAGGAGUGAAGCAUGUUUCAGGAGAUAUGUUUACAGAAAUUCCAAAAGCAGAUGCUAUCUUGAUGAAAGUAAGUUCCUCUAUAUAA
This is a messenger RNA of Microthlaspi erraticum, 846 nucleotides long. The record is from the annotation of a GenBank genome assembly. Lineage: Eukaryota; Viridiplantae; Streptophyta; Magnoliopsida; Brassicales; Brassicaceae.